Linum tenue is the source of this 538-nucleotide messenger RNA. The record is from the annotation of a GenBank genome assembly. Lineage: Eukaryota; Viridiplantae; Streptophyta; Magnoliopsida; Malpighiales; Linaceae.
CACUCCAGCACCUCCCAUUCCAUUAUAUAUACUGCACCUUUCCUUCGGUUCUUCAUCACCAAAAAACUGAAAGAAGUUCUGAGAGAAGCUCUGGUGUUGCUGUCUGGUUGCUGGGAAGAUGGCUGAUAACAGUGGUUUUAGGAGAUUUGAACUAGCUGUUCGGUGGCGAUCAGAGAAAGUAGAAGACAAUUUGGGUGUCCAUUUUGUUGGUGGUUUAAGUUUCCAGAUUACUAUUCCAUCCAGGGUGAACUAUCAGAAACUUUGUGAUCAUCUAAUUCGGAGAAUACGGAUUAGAGACGAAACAGUACAAGAUAGUGUUGUGAUUACAGGUUUCACCUACUGUCUUCCAGAAUGGCAAAAUGGUGUUUUAUUUCAUCAUGCAAUGCCUAUUGUCGAUGAUGAUAGCUUAAAUGUGCUUUGGAAUUUUAUGGCACAAAAUUCUUAUUGUUUGGGUGCUGAGAUACAUGCUGAGCUCAGUGAGGAUCGGGAUGGAGAGGAAGACGAUGAUGACGGUGAUGAUACAUGGAGCGUGCCAUCC